Molecule: messenger RNA, 872 nt
Organism: Rhododendron vialii
Lineage: Eukaryota; Viridiplantae; Streptophyta; Magnoliopsida; Ericales; Ericaceae
Exons: 3
Coding region: 261-872 (203 amino acids)
Source: RefSeq, a predicted model, not a curated record
CAAUGCUUCAAUUGAAGUGUAGAAUGUUGAACCGUGAUUUUAUAAGUCGGUUAGUUAAGCAUUUCAACCCUGUCACCAAGAGCUUGGAGUUUGGGAGGGUGCGGGUUUAUACAAUCAUGCCUGAUGAUGUUCGAAGGGCGCUAGGGCUAUCUUGUGGAACGAUACCAGUUUCGACGGACUCUCAAGACCCCCACUUUGAACACAUUACGAAGAUGUUUGGGAAAAAUAAUUAACCGUUGAAGAGAGGAGUGACAUUUGCGAUGAUGCAACAAGUAUUCAAUAAAAAGAAAGCUGAUGUGAAGUUCCAGACGUCGUACGUGCUAUUUGUGUUUUCUUGUUUCUUGUGUCCAACCACGAAGGAUGUGGCCACCACAAAAUUUUACCCGGCAGUGCACAAUUUAUUGCAAACUCCUACAUAUGCAUGGGCAGAAUUUGUGCUUGAUUGGUUGGUGAAUGAAAUUGCGAAGUACAAGAAGAGAAGUGGCAAGGUUGGUGAUGGUAAGAAGGAUUCUGUUGGCGUUGCUGGUUGUGUGUUACUUCUAAUGCUUAUAUAUUUUGACAAACAGCCAAUGGGUAUGAAGGUUGGGAGUGAAGGUGAACCCCUUAUUCAGUCAUGGACGACAAAGUUAAUAAAAGAACGUAUUGCAAAUGAGGAGACGUUGGAGUUGGUUGAUCCAAUUUCUAAGCAAUUCCCUAAGGCUUCGUAUCGGCAUCCGUGCACAAUUGCUGUGUUUCAUGAUUUGAAGAAAAAUUUCCUCAACCAAAUGCAACAUCUUGAUGCCCUGGAAAGCGCAUUGAUGGGUGAUGUUCCCAAAACUUGCACACGAAGUCCGUCAAAGAGGAAGCCGUCCACCACCAAGAGAAAGAAUUGA